GAGAUAUUGGAGCACUGCUAUCAUGUCACCCUAGUCCUUCUUUUCAUUAAAGACUGAGACCUGCUUCCUCUUCCUCCUCCUGAAAUUUCGCAACUACAAUAUCUCAUGCCGUGAUUGGAGAUGCCGCGCUACAAAAGGACGCUUUAUGACGACCGAGGGAUCCCCGUCGUCGCUAAGUGAUUCAUUGGGGCGUCACCAGCUUUCCUUCCAGAAGACGGAACCGACCUCCUCCAGGAGCAUUAACACGCCCAGACGCCGCGGUCUCUCAGCUGUAGUGGCAACGGUUGCCUUGUAAUGGCGGCGGCGGCGGCAGUUACCAGCCUCUUCUCGCUGCUGGACCUGAUCCGAUAGCUUGAAAGCCCCGCCCAGCGCAAAAGGGGAGAUUCGCAUUCGCCUGUUUGGACUUGGCGGGCUUUCUGUGGUCUCCAUGGAGGCCGACGCGCCAGUUCGAGUCAUUUCAAGGGAGAAAAUGAUUAUAGACUUAUGGAGAUAUUUCUAUACAAAUAUCUUUCGAUUUUGGCUAAAGUGGAUCUUAAGACUGGUAACUGGAAAAUGUGAAUUGCAGCGUAUUUGCAACGGCACAAGGAAAAAUGCAAAAAGAACACUACGAAUAGAGUAUUCACUGGAAUCAUCAAAGCAUAAGUCCUUGCAAAAUGCUUUGAACACUACUGAAGAUGAAGUGGAAAAAUGUGUUGCGUGCAUAAUAGAAGAAAAGAAGAUUAAAGUACAGAAAGAUGUAGGGUUUGCUUCAAAGCUACAAUCAUCUUUACUCCAAAUAUCAGGCUACAAGAAACUCUGUUUGGCAGUGGAAGAUCUCAAAAAACAAGUAUAUAAUUCAGACAAUAAAGAACAUGAAGAGCAAUUAAUGGAGCUCUGGAAUUUGUUAAUGCCCCAUGAAAAACUGAAGGCCAGAAUCACAAAGCAGUGGUGUGAUAUUGGUUUCCAAGGUGAUGACCCUAAAACAGACUUCAGAGGAAUGGGAAUGCUGGGAUUAACUAAUCUUCUAUAUUUUAGUAAACAUUAUCCUCAUGAAGCUCGUCAAAUCCUUGUUCGUUCAAAUCAUCCAAAACUUGGAUACUCUUAUGCAAUCGUUGGAAUAAAUUUGACAGAGAUGGCUUACAGUCUGUUAACUAAAGGACUUUUAAAGAGCCACUUUUACAACUUGGUUCCUGGUGCUCCUCAGCUGAACGAUUUCCAUCAGUUUUACUGUUAUUUGACGUACGAAUUUGACAAUUUUUGGUUUGAAGAGAAACCGGAGAGUAUUAUGUACUUCAACCAGUAUAGAGAGAAGUUUCAUGACAAAAUCAAAAGACUUCUCCUGGAUUAUGAUGUGGUCCUUGCCUUAAAAACUGAAAACUAGAAAUGUGUGAUUCUUUGAGUUCUGUACAUAAAUAUUAUGCACUUGAUCGAAACUCUGGUAUUCAACCAAAAAUUCCAUUUAUUGCUCAAAGGUUUAUACAUCCAUUAUUAUUUUUAUAGAAAAUAUGCUUGGACAAUCAAUACUUAUUUAAGACUGAACAUUGUAUUUGAAAGAUAAUUUUUUUAAUAUAAAGAUCCUCAUUGGAUCAUAAGACCUCACAAUUUUUCUACACUUAGUAGAAGGUGUAAAAUAAUUGUUGAACUUUAUCAUGUUGCUCAGCUAUAGAUUCAUAUCCAAAUUUGAUUGAUACUUGAUUUACAGUAAAAGAUGUUAUGACAGUUCAUUAAUGGAAAAUUUGUUGUAGAUUUUUUAUAUUGUAUAUCUUGUUCUUUUCAAAUAUGGAAGCUUUAGUGCUCUAUUAUGAUUUGGAAAAGAAUGUAUACAUCAAUAAGUAGUAUGUUACUUGAAUGAAUGAAAGCUGUCUUUAGUGUCCUUACUUAGUCAUAUUCACUAACUGUUUUAUCUCCUUUUGGAUGUGUGUAGAUAGAAACUCGUAGAUUAAUCUUUCAUUUCAAAAGAAAUGUUAUACACUACCAUAAAAUAUAAAACUAAAUAAAUUUUGCCUCUAUUGCCAUCAAAUAUCAAUCUCUGUCCUCCCUCCAUCUGUUUUUUCAUUUAACAACAUUUAGGAGUUAUAUAAUAUAGAACUUAAAGUAUUUAAUAGAAGAUAAUAAUUAGUACAUUCUUUUUUCAAUGUAUCACUCAUUGAGGACUACAUAUAUAAUUCUCAGACAAUCUAGGUACUAGAAUUGUACUCAUGUUGAAAAUCUAUACAGACUUUUUUCCCCCUAAACUUUGUAUUUAGCCUUGUUGACAUUUGAGAGAUGGACGGAAUGAUUAAGAUUAUUAAAGUGCCUUUUAUUUAAAGCAGUUGAGUAUCAUCCCUGGAGCUGGGAUUAAUUGAUUUUUAGAUAGCUCCUAGGAUGUGCCUCUGUUAUAAUAUUUAAUACUGGAAUUGGGCAUAUUUAAUCUUGCUGACUAAAAAUGUGUGUGCAAAUUAUAUCACCAAUCCAGAAAAAGUGAAUCAAAAUAUUUGAAGAAUAUUUAAAGAAAAUACAAUUAUAUAUGACAACUUGGGCAAAAUUUAUUAUGAACAUUAGAUACUAUGUAAAAUGCAUGUUGGACACAUUAAAAAUGGUCUGCACUGUC
Messenger RNA from Crotalus tigris (Tiger rattlesnake), 2569 nucleotides. It is a transcript of the gene ELMOD2, whose product is annotated as ELMO domain containing 2. The record is from RefSeq and is a predicted model, not a curated record. The transcript has 9 exons. Gene Ontology annotation, molecular function: GTPase activator activity. Lineage: Eukaryota; Metazoa; Chordata; Lepidosauria; Squamata; Viperidae. Bases 428 to 1360 code for a protein of 310 amino acids. Gene Ontology annotation, cellular component: membrane.